Messenger RNA from Fusarium redolens, 1896 nucleotides. RefSeq lists its product as uncharacterized. Lineage: Eukaryota; Fungi; Ascomycota; Sordariomycetes; Hypocreales; Nectriaceae. Bases 1 to 1896 code for a protein of 631 amino acids. The record is from RefSeq and is a predicted model, not a curated record. The transcript has a single exon. Gene Ontology annotation, molecular function: zinc ion binding; nucleic acid binding.
AUGGCAGAUGAAGAAUUUGACCCAGGUGAGGUCAUUUACUUGUCCAGCGGAGACGAAGCAGCGGCAGCUGCCAAGAAAAGGCCUCUCGAGGAUGAUCCAACACCUGAGCCCAAGCGCUUGAGGAGUCAUGCGCGUGCGGCCAAAGUCUCCAGAAUUGAGGAGUCAUCUGUAGAAGGAUCGAAGCCCAACGAAGAGUCGAUAGUCGCUGGCAAGUCCUCAGCACAGUCAAGCUCAUCUGGUGAAUCUGCACCCGAAGAUUCUGGUGAAAUCCCCGACUACAAGCAAGGCAGGGUUAGCUUCAAAGUACCCAAUCUCGUGGAUAAGAAAGGCGGUUCCUGGCUUAAACGGUUCAAGGACUGGGUCAAGGCAUUCCACGCCCUCAAUGCGGGAAAGUGUGAUGCCAUCACCUCAUCAUUAACUUACUCUGCUUAUGUCUACUAUAUCGAUCGUCAUGCCGGUUUGAAGCCCAAGAAGAGGAAGAAUGCGAAGCAAGUUGCAAAGGAGCUCGAAAGCACUGGCGAACUAGAGGCUCUGCUUCGAAACCUCCAUUCCUCAAGCGAUUGCGGACCUAAUCAGUCAACUCUGGACAGCUGGGCGACAAGGCAGCCCCGACCGGAACCUUUCAACAGAGGUAAAAACCCACGCGCGUCUAGCGUAAGCGAGGGGGAAAUUGACGAAAGGGACGAGGAUGGCUCUGAGAGCGAAGCUGAGUACGAACCAACCUUGAGCAAGAGUGAGAGGAUUGGAGAAGAUGCCAAGGAAGAGUACUCAUCAGGCAUGAAUAUACAUGCAAACGGCAACUCAACAUCCAAAGUUUCAAAUUGCCAGAGCUUACCACCGAUUAACACUCACCGGAAUGUUCCCACCGGUGAUAAUGCAUUGGCACAACAGCGCAGAUACUUCCCGUCAGCCGACGAUCCUGCCCAGAUGUGUCUUCUCUGUGGGCUGAACACACAUCUGGCACCUAGCUGUCCAUCCCUUAUCUGCUCUUCAUGUGGAAGUUUAGAACACUCAAAAAUCUGUUGCCCUGAAAAGGAACGAUGCAACAAAUGCCGCCAACUUGGCCACCAAGCAGGCCAAUGCACUGAGAAACUGGUUUUGACAAAGGAAGAAGGUCUUGCCUGUGUCUUUUGCAGCUCAAUAGAACAUCUUGAGGAACAAUGUACACAGGUGUGGCGAUCGUUUGACCCGGAUGUAUCUACGGUCAGAAAAGUUGCGUUUAUUCCUGCAUCUUGCGCUGUAUGCGGUAGUGAUAGGCACUUUUCUUCGGACUGCAAUGCGCACCGCAAUGGCCUCUCUAAUCCCACAUGGUCUGUAAAGAACCGCGAUCAAUAUAUUGACCCCGAUUGUGGCUCAGUGCCGAUCGAAGGGGAGACGGGAGGACAGCAAAAUGCAAGGACCACGAGAACCCCCGACCUUAAGAUUCGCGGUCACGCUGCGCGAACGACCAAUGUUCACUACUCAGAGAGCGACGACUCGGAAGUGGAGUUUCUGGGCCACAAACGCGUUCAGAAGCCAGCGAUCGGCCAAAUUCGAAUGGCCAGUAACAUUCAGAUGCCAAACAUGCAAAACGGAGGGUCGAGACGACAUAACAGACACAAUGGCGCGCCAGUCCAACCUCCUCUCCCUCCUGGGCCUCCCCCUGGACUACCGCCCAUGCGAGGGUCCUUUGGGUACCCCCCUCCACCGGGUGCUCCGUCCAGGCAAUUUCCAUCACUGCCCAGGAAGCCUCCUGCCCAAGACUAUAGGAACGUCCCCCCGCCAUCUCACCAAGGCUCUCAGGGACCCGGGAGGUCGCAUGCUAGCAACGGGCCACAAGGGUCCAAGCCUAGAGGAGGUGGACGUGGAGGUCGUGGAGGUCGUGGACGGGGCAGGGGCAGAGGGAGGGGCAGAUGA